Messenger RNA from Clonostachys rhizophaga, 288 nucleotides. The record is from the annotation of a GenBank genome assembly. NCBI's taxonomy places the organism in Eukaryota, Fungi, Ascomycota, Sordariomycetes, Hypocreales, Bionectriaceae.
AUGCUCCCUAAUCUCUACAUAGGCAAUCGCGAUGUGGAAAAACAAGGUCUGAGAUCCCAGCUGAGACUUGAGACGAGCUAUGAUGCAUUUGCCACGGCUAACUCGUUCAAAAGCUCCAAGGUCAAGCUCCGACUCUCGAAAAAGGCCUAUCGGACUAAGCUUCUGCAAAGUGGUAGCCCCUUCUCCGGAUAUCCAAACGAGGACGCAACCAGACUUUGCACCAAGAAAGACGACAGAUUGCAGUAUUCUCUCUCGCACGACUCCUUGCUCAUAUAUACAGUCCAAUGA